AGAAUUGUAUUUUGAACACAAGGGUGAAGGCGAGAAGUCGGAACCACCGGGAGAGGAAACGAUUAACAUCAAAGAAUUACGCGGUUGCAGCAGUCAACGCCCGGGAUUCCGUUGACGGAGAGAAAGAAAGUAAUUACGCUUUAGUAAGAAGGAUAACGCCAUUUGAUUUUGGCGUGUUUUUUUUCCUCUUCGUCCCCUCGCAGAUUAGCGAAAAUAUAAUAAUUCUAGGCGUUUUCUCAUCGCAAAGAUCAAUCAUCUGCGCUUUGAGAUGGUGAAGGAAACCGAAUACUAUGACGUACUGGGUGUCAGUCCAACAGCGUCGGAAUCCGAGAUUAAGAAGGCUUAUUACAUGAAGGCACGACAAGUGCAUCCGGAUAAAAACCCAAAUGACCCUCUUGCUGCACAAAAUUUUCAGGUUUUGGGUGAGGCUUACCAAGUUCUGAGUGAUCCAACUCAAAGGCAAGCUUACGAUGCUCAUGGGAAAUCAGGAAUCUCGACUGAAGCAAUUAUUGAUCCUGCAGCAAUCUUUGCCAUGCUUUUUGGUAGUGAGCUUUUUGAGGAAUACAUAGGCCAGUUAGCCAUGGCAUCAAUGGCAUCAAUGGACAUUUUUACUGAAGGGGAACAAUUUGAUACUAAAAAGUUGCAAGAAAAAAUGAGGGUUGUUCAGAAGGAGAGAGAAGAAAAGCUUGCAGAGAUAUUGAAAAGUAGACUCAACCAAUAUGUCCAAGGAAACAAAGAGGACUUUGUUAAUCAUGCAGAAGCCGAAGUAACCCGGCUAUCCAAAGCAGCUUAUGGGGUUGAUAUGUUGAAUACCAUUGGCUACAUAUACGCAAGGCAGGCAGCAAAAGAACUAGGCAAGAAAGCAAUUUAUCUGGGUGUGCCUUUUGUAGCUGAGUGGUUUAGAAACAAAGGGCACUUUAUCAAAUCCCAAGUUACAGCGGCAACAGGGGCAAUUGCUUUGAUCCAACUGCAGGAGGACAUGAAAAAACAACUAAGUACAGAAGGGAACUAUACUGAAGAAGAGCUUGAAGAAUACAUGCAAUCUCACAAGAAACUGAUGAUUGACUCUUUGUGGAAGCUUAAUGUGGCUGACAUUGAGGCGACUCUUUCCCGCGUUUGUCAAAUGGUUCUUCAAGACAACAAUGCCAAGAAAGAAGAACUCCGAGUACGAGCAAAAGGGUUGAAAACUCUCGGCAAAAUCUUCCAGAGGGUUAAGUCAGCCAAUGAGAAUGAGAAUGAAAGUGUACUAAACAAAGCAGUACAUAAGUUGAAUGGAAGUGAAACUAGCAAUGAUGCGUGUUCUCCUAGUACCUCUCCCAAAUCUUCAAGUCCUGAUUUUUCAUCUCAUGCUGUAUCGGUAUCCCAGAGCCCCUACGUGGAGAAACCGCAAUUUGCAGGCAUGCAAUUCGACUAUAACUUCCCUAGGCCAACUGCCCCCCCAGGGGCCCAGAGACCUACUCCAACCAGCAAGGAUUGACGGAGUUUGAUACCCGUGUGCUCUUUUUUUUUUUUUUUGGUAUACACCCUAUUGUAUGUAUCGAUCUUAUUGUAUCUUGUCGGAUGUGGUACAAAAUAGAUAUGCGCUGGAGAUUGCAUCUUGUCCGCAGGGGACCACUUUGUGCAGUGUGAUAAUGCAUGUCUAAUAAUUAUUUAUAUACUUAGACGAUGAAAGAUAAUCUGGAGGUAGCGAUAUCAUUGCCAGCUGGCCGUGAUUGGCUGCCAUGUAAUUUGAUUUGUGUAUUUUGUCGGGGUGCUAGUAAUUAGGCUCCUUUUCUCCUUUCCGUUUUUUUUUUUUUUUUUUUUGGAGGUAGUUGGUUGUCCAUUUUAGUAGGGAUUCUUGUAUAAUAAGUUAAUUUAACGGAUAAUAUGAUAUAAUAUUUGG
Molecule: messenger RNA, 1882 nt
Organism: Gastrolobium bilobum
Lineage: Eukaryota; Viridiplantae; Streptophyta; Magnoliopsida; Fabales; Fabaceae
Product: chaperone protein dnaJ 10
Exons: 10
Coding region: 269-1477 (402 amino acids)
Source: RefSeq, a predicted model, not a curated record